AUGCCUAAUACUGGUCGUCCGAGCCGUGAUUGUCAUGCUUGUAGAAAGCGACGCAUUAAGUGCGAUCUUCAACGUCCACAAUGCAGCCAGUGUAUCAGAAAAGGGCAACCUUGCCCAGGGUAUCGAAAUGAGUUGGAUAUGCGUUUCCGCACCGAGAACAUGUCAACAUUCCCCGUGAAUAUGCAUAGAGAUCGUCGAAGAAGACCAGACAAAAAGGUCCAUCCUAUGCCGCAAACUCGGAAUGCAAAGCCAGAAAGACGGGAGAAGAAAGUCACUGAACAUACAGCUAGCUCCCUUCCAUCGAACGACCUGUUUGCUCUUCAGCGCCCUAUACACUUCCAAUCUACCAUCGCAGAAUCGUGGGAGUUUCACGUCAGACCAAUGAUUAUGGAAAAGUUCUUGAUGGAAACUACCCCUGGCAAAAAUGAUAGCAUGUUCGGUUUCGUUCCAAUAUUGAUUUCGGAGGCGGGCGAAGGGACUCCUCUUGUUCUAGCUUGUAAUGCGGUUGCAUAUGCAUACAUGACAAACAUAAUUUGGUUCCCCGAUGGAAUUCAAUACAGAUCAUCGGCAUAUGGCUCUGCACUAGCUGCUACAAACUCGGCUCUCCGGGAUCCUCACAAUUUCAAAAGUGACAAUACUUUGUUGUGUAUUUAUCUACUCGGACUAUACGAGGUGAGGAUACUAAAUGCCGAUACAGGCUUCAUGUCCGCUGAAUGGGCUAUCCACAGCAAGGGCUUGAUAGAGUUACUCCGCCAGCGUGGGCCUGAACAAUUCAACACUUUACAUGGAAGACAAAUAUUCUGGGCUGUGAUAAACAUUGUUCAAUUACAUUCGGUAACAUCCGGCCUUGAUUGCCCUCAUGAAACUUUUGUGUGGCUGAACGAAAUCGACAAACAUUGCGCUCUCCCGGAGGACUACGUACUUUUUCGGCCAAUAAUCUUUGCUCAUCACUGUACGAAUCUUUGCAGUCGUGUCCAAAGACUAGUACAAUACAGCCCAUUUGAUGAAAUCCUGGCUAGUGUACCAAGUAUUAUACAAGAUAUGGACGAGGUUGAAAAGAUAACCAGCCUCAAUAUUUUUUCACAUAACCCUCACAUUUCAAGUCAUGAAAUCGAGCACCCCUUGGCGCUACCGGAUGUACCAGAUUACCCAAGUCAAUGUUAUUUUGGAAUUCUCAUCUACCAGUAUUACUUCCGAAUGCAGCUCUCUCACCGUGUUCGAGAACUAUUGCAACACGCAUCCAAAGCACCGAGUUGCACACCUCAACAACGUGCUACCAUCACCUGGUAUGAGAAACGCUGUGCUACUGAAUUCCAUGCCCUUGUUGAUAAA
Talaromyces proteolyticus is the source of this 1332-nucleotide messenger RNA. RefSeq lists its product as uncharacterized. The annotation marks the transcript as partial. Gene Ontology annotation, biological process: regulation of DNA-templated transcription. The transcript is spliced from 4 exons. The record is from RefSeq and is a predicted model, not a curated record. NCBI's taxonomy places the organism in Eukaryota, Fungi, Ascomycota, Eurotiomycetes, Eurotiales, Trichocomaceae. Gene Ontology annotation, molecular function: DNA-binding transcription factor activity, RNA polymerase II-specific; zinc ion binding.